AUGGCAUCUAAUGAGCCUGAACUGGGCAGGCGGGAGCUCCCCAAAGAUGGGUGUAUUGAGGAAUCGGAGACGAAGGAACGAGAGAUCUGUGGCAUCAACUGGGUCGUGAUCUGCGUUUCACUUUACAUCACUUGCUUUCUCUACGGACUGGAUACCACGGUCGCUGCCGAUGUCCAAGGCCCUGUUAUCGGGGCAUUCGGCCAUGUCGACCAAUUCUCCUGGAUCGGAGCCGGUUUCCCAUUGGGCUCAGUAUGUGUCAUUCUCUUACUCGGCACCCUUUUCAACACCUUCAACAUGAAAUGGGUCUACAUUGCAACCGUGGUGCUUUUUGAGGCGGGCUCGGCUCUUUGUGGUGCUGCACCAAAUAUGAACGCUCUCUGA
Penicillium egyptiacum is the source of this 381-nucleotide messenger RNA. The record is from the annotation of a GenBank genome assembly. Lineage: Eukaryota; Fungi; Ascomycota; Eurotiomycetes; Eurotiales; Aspergillaceae.